Messenger RNA from Colletotrichum chrysophilum, 867 nucleotides. RefSeq lists its product as uncharacterized. The transcript is spliced from 3 exons. The record is from RefSeq and is a predicted model, not a curated record. Gene Ontology annotation, biological process: carbohydrate metabolic process. NCBI's taxonomy places the organism in Eukaryota, Fungi, Ascomycota, Sordariomycetes, Glomerellales, Glomerellaceae. The coding region runs from base 1 to 867 and encodes 288 amino acids. Gene Ontology annotation, molecular function: aldehyde-lyase activity; zinc ion binding.
AUGGCUUCCUGGUCCGAGAAAAAGUCACAAAACCGCACCCUGCAGAUUCUCGACGCUGCUACCAAGGGGCAAUAUGGCGUUCUCGGUGUCGUCAUCUACAACAUCGAGCAGCUUACUGCUGUAGUUAAAGCGGCCGAGGCAAAGAAAUCGCCCAUCCUGAUUCUGCUAUUCCCCUCAGCUGUGACGCAGCUCCCCACUCUCGCUUGGGCCGUAGCGGCAGCCAUCAAGUCAUCCAGCGUACCAAUCGCGUUGCACCUCGACCACGCCCAGGAUGAGAACCAGAUCAGAGAAAUUGCCGGCAACUUGCCGUUCGAUUCUAUCAUGGUCGACAUGAGUCACUACGAUCACGAAGAGAAUUUGGCCAAGACCAAGGUUCUUACCCGCGUCUGCCACGACCACGGCAUCGCGGUUGAGGCCGAGAGUGGACGCAUCAACGGCGGCGAGGAUGGUAUUGCGGACACCGGUGAUCUGGAGGCUCUUUUCACCAGCCCUGAGGAGGUGGAGGAUUUCAUCAAUGCCGAGAUCGACCUUUUGGCCCCCAGCAUCGGCAAUAUCCACGGCGACUAUGGCCCUAAAGGUCCCCAGCUGGACUAUGAGAGACUUGCUAAGGUCAACAAGCAAAUCGACAACCGCGUGUUGAUGGCACUGCACGGAACGAACGACUUCUCUCCUGAAAUCAUGAAGCGCUGCAUCGAAAACGGCGCGAUCAAGCUGAACGUGAACAAGCUGCUACUAGAGGCCUGGAACGUCCAUCUUAAGCAGAAUGUAAACAAGCCGUUUACGCAACUGAUUGAGGACGGCAUAGAGAUAUUGCAAAAGGAAACUGAAAAAUGGAUCGAUAUUUGUGGCAGUGGAGGCAAGGCGUAG